GCAGAUCGGUAUGGUUGAAAACUUGGUUGAGCCUCAGUGUGUGCUUAUUACUGGUGGCUGCGGAUUUAUUGGGUCAAAUUUUAUCAAUUUUAUUGCUGAUCGCUGGAAGUCGUCUAGAAUAGUGAACUACGAUAAACUAGCAUUUGGUGCAUCUCCUAAUCAUGUGGAAAAACGAGUUCGAGACUCGGGCAGAUACACUUUUGUUGAAGCACGUUUGGAGGAUCAGGAUACUCUUGAUAGAUGUCUGCACGAUCAUCAGGUGGAUAUGGUUAUCCAUUUUGCCGCUAUCACUCAUGUAGACGAAUCUUACACGGAUCGUGUGGGAACAAUCCAAGAUAAUGUGAUAUCAACGACAACGUUGCUAGAGAGUAUCAUGAAUAGGAACUACAAGGGAGUGAAGAGAUUCGUACAUAUUAGUACAGAUGAGGUGUACGGAGAUUCUUUUGAGGAUGCUACACCCAAGACUGAGACUUCAUUACCAAAUCCCACUAAUCCUUAUGCUGCAAGUAAAGCAGCUUGUGAAAUGAUCAUUCGCUCGUAUUGGCACUCAUACAAGCUUCCUUACGUUAUGGUUCGUAUGAAUAAUGUAUAUGGGCCCCGACAAGCUGGCACAAAGCUCAUACCAAAGUUCACCAAGUUGGCAUUAGAAGGGAAACCAUACCCUCUAAUGGGUGACGGUUUGCAUACCAGAAGCUGGAUGUAUGUAGAAGACUGUUCGGAGGCGAUUAGAAGGGUUGCUGAGGAUGGUCAACUAGGAGAAGUUUACAACAUCGGUACCGAUUUUGAGUUGACCAAUAUCGAACUUACAAGGAAGAUACAUAACAUUGUCAAUAAGCUGCAGAAGCGAAAAGAGUCGCCCCCUUCUUUCAUCCCUAUACCGGACCGGCCUUACCACGAUCGUCGAUACUACAUCGACUUCUCCAAGAUCAAAAAGGCGAUGGGCUGGCAGUGUACGACCCCAUUCGACGAGGGUCUGAUGAAGACCAUCGAUUAUUAUGUAAAAAACAGCAAGCACGAAGUUGUCCCUUCUCGUUUGCAUGGAUAAUUCGUACUACCCUGCUGCGAAGUUCAGAAAGUCUAGCCUUAGUCUUUUGUAUGAUCUGCUGCAGAACUUGUCAUUAGCUCUUAUAUCUGAAUUUCGCAUUCCAGGGAUACAGUGUGUCAUUAGUUAGGUGAUGUUUUCAUGUGUUGUAUCUUCGCCAUUUGUUCCUCUCACUGCUUCACCGCGCUCCUCCGUGU
Messenger RNA from Cylicocyclus nassatus, 1239 nucleotides. The record is from the annotation of a GenBank genome assembly. NCBI's taxonomy places the organism in Eukaryota, Metazoa, Nematoda, Chromadorea, Rhabditida, Strongylidae.